CCGUCGAUGAACCUGCCAGUCAUCCGCGGCAGCCAAACCCAAUGAUCGGGAUGCGGCUAUGCGGCUUGCACCGAAACAUGCCAGGCCAAAUCAGCAGCGUUGCACCGUUAUUGCUGCUAGCAGCAUUUGAAAUCUGAUUUAGUGACCGCUAGUGUGCCAUCCUUAUCGCUGCUCCAUGGUCCAUGGGAACCGAAGCCAAUGACACAAUGGCCGCCAGCUCUCUCUGGCUCUCUCCGGGUUCGCGCCAUGACUGGGCCACCACCACCACCAAUGGCUGCGACUGCAGCGGAACAUGAAGAAAAAGGAGAAAAGGAGAGGAAAAAAAAAAGAUGAACACAUAUGCGCAAGCCAAAGGAGCACCUGCGCUAGCAGCAUAUUUGUGGCUGGCGAUUUAUUACAUCCCACACCAAAACGCCAGGAAAGGCCUUGGCGUCGAUGGAGCUGCUUUGUGCCACAACCCCCAGGGGAUCGGCAUCAAGAUGUUGUUGAAACUGCGACCAGGACGAGUACCUCGUACCCGUACCUUGCGGCCGAGCAGGUGAUGUCGACGAGGGAAAAGACUACGGAAAGCCUGCCAGACACGUCGCCGCUCUGUAGGCGUGCGUGCGUAUGUGUAUGUGUCUGUGUAUGUGAACGUGCAUGUUGUGGGCGAUGCUUCAGCAGCACCCGUAACGGUGGCACGCUCUGGGACCGUGUCCCCAUCCUUUGGUGCCCAGAUUCAAGACGUCAGCCAUCCGGAUGCCCAGCGGCGCAUCAAAAGAAGGCAAAGGACCUUCGGUGUCUCGUUGGGGGCGCAUUGACUCAUCGUGCUGUUCCCGUGGCAGCGUGGCAGCUAGUAUUUCGCACCUUACCUUGCUGUGGGAGGCUGCCAAAGUAGCUCCAAAAGGGGGGCGAUGCCGCUGUCCAUUGUCGCCGGCGUCAAGACUUUUGCCAAAAUCAUCUCCCCAAGUCCUCGUUCGGUCAGUCCCAAGUGUUUACCGAAGAGGAGGGGCUGGUGCUGUAGCCAGCCAAAACUAAAGCACUGCCCGAUGUGUGUCUUGGUGGCCGGACACAAGGGUUGCGGCUUGAAUUCAUCCAGGACGCAA
Messenger RNA from Trichoderma asperellum CBS 433.97, 1085 nucleotides. The record is from RefSeq and is a predicted model, not a curated record. Lineage: Eukaryota; Fungi; Ascomycota; Sordariomycetes; Hypocreales; Hypocreaceae.